UAUUAAUAACUAAAAUGGCGGCCGAAGUUUAGAGGACAUGAUAUCUUCUAGCUUCGUGGUAGAUCUGUGCUCUCGCAUUAUUACUUUAGAGAAAAUACGGAAGAAUUAUGGAUACUAAUGAUGCCUUAAACUCAAGGGAAAACUCUUCUGAAGACGAAACAGGUUCAGACGAAGACAAGGACGAUAUUGUAAGUUGUAUAUGGUGUAUAUCAAAUAAAUGUCCCUGUUGCUGACCGAUCGUAUAAGUGUGUAAACUCACGUAAAAUCCAUGAGUUUAAUCGUACUAUAUUUUUGUCUUGAUUUCAGGCGCAUCUUAAAGAAGGUCAGUAACCUAACCUUAUCAGAUCCAACUUAUAAAAAUAUCUUGAAAACUUAAACUUGGAAACGAUCAACUCUAAUUGUUCGAUCAACUUUGAUAAUAAAUAAUCAUACAACAGUCUCUAUAGCAUUCUUGGUGUCAGUCUGUUUUAAAGCGGAAUUGAUGUCAACGAUUAAGAUUCUAUUAUUUACAUCAGAAAAGUAAAAAAUGCCCUGAAAAUACAAUAAGCUUCCCGGAGCGUUUUCAACUUCUUGGUUUGCAACCACGUGACGAGGCGGCCAUGUUGGAUUUCAAAACUACAAUUUUUUUCACACAAUUUGCAUGAAAAAGGGAGUUUUCAGCUGCAAAUGAUCAUUGUGCUAAUUAUCCUCUUUGUGAUAUUGGUGUAUCCUUGAGGCCCUCUUCAGCGGGGUGGGGGGGGGGGGGGGGGGCUAGGUCAGUCCAAAUGGUUGUUUUGCUUAUUGAGGGGGAGACCAUGUUGCUGUUGGAAUUUAUUUAUCAUAAUUGAGAUUGUCCUUGUCGCUGCCACAGUUUCAAUGCAUCGUUAGUUGUUUGUUGCCAUUUCAUCUGUCUAAUCAGCAGUAACUGCCUGUUUUCACAUGUAUUUUUGUUCUGCUUUUCAUAGAAUUAUCAGAGAUUCCUUUCUGUGACCUUGAGGCCCUAAAACACAAAGUUGGCUCUAAAAGGUAAAAUGCUAUUUUGCUUUAAUUAAACCUCAUUUAUGUAAAAAGUUCAAAGAUGGCAGAGAUAUACAGCAAAAAUAAAGGGUUGUGUGGUAUAGAUCUCUGUAGUUAUGCCUGUUGUCCUGUUGUUCUCACAUUCCUCCUGCAAUGGUUUCCUCUAAUGCAUUCAUUUUUACUGUACAUGUACAUGUAGAUAGAUAUUUUUGCUUGCCCACAGGCAAAAUAUCCAAGGCAAAUUGUGGAUUAAGAGUCUGGUAGCAUAAUCAGAAGUCACUUGGGAGUUGAGCUAGUUAGCUUGGACAUGUGUAAAGUCGAUCGUACUUAAUGAUGAAUUAAAGAAUAGUUCUUUUCUUCUCACAAGCCUCCUACAAUGUAACUUCUUCUUCACAUGAACAAUGGUCAGUGGUGGUGUUGAAGAUCAGUUACACGUGUUAUCUGGGCUAGAACUCCCAGCUUCUGUGCUUAUGAAUUAAAAACAGCAUCUGUAUGUAUAGUCCGUGGCUAGAGAGACUAAAGCCAAUUUUUCAAGCCCUAUUUCUUAUAUUAUUUAGAAGAAUAUAAACGCAUUGUAUUGAACUGACAUCAUAAUCUUAAGAUUGACUUGUGUGACAAUAACAGUCAUGUUUGUUUUUGACCAAACAAUGCUAUUUUUCUAACUGAAGAUAUAAUAAAGCAAUUCAUGGCCUCUUUGAAAAGGAAGGUAGCAGUUCAAAACUUCAAAAGAGAGAAAACAGGAAUAGGUAAGAGCUGCAUGAUUAUAUACCACUUAUUAACCAAAUGGACAAGGUUUGACAAAUUAUUUAUUAUAUGGCCUUUUUAGCACUAUUCUUAAAAUGAAUACGAUAAAAAAAACUAGAAGUUUUUCUCAACAUCCAUUCGCAAGAGGUCAUUUGAGGUCGUGUUCAUCUGGUUAUGUGAUCAAAAGCACAAGACAGUUUCUUUGACAAUGGGAAAAUCUUGAACUGAGUCUGCAAUCAUUUAAAGCCAAUAACUUUAAAAAAUUAGUCACUUCAAUGAGUUAUACACUUGAGCCCGUAAUAAAAACAUAUGACACUGGUCACUGGAUACCCUUUUUGAGAGCUGUCAAUUGAUCAUGACGUGGAUGUCCAUUACUAUCAAGCUAGGUUGUGCAUGUAUAUGCCUUGGACACCUCGCUAGAUAGUAAUGCUGGGUCAUUACAAGAAAAUAAUGUCCGCUUAGCAGCCAAUCAGAGUGCGCGUACUAUUGUAGCUGUAUAAUAAAGAUUUGUAGUAUGUGAUGAUGGGUUGACAGUUAUAGAUACAGAGACCUCCACAUGUAUUCAUUCACACAAUGACCAUAAUUUCAAUCAGCAGAUUUGACUGGUCCCUAGAAAUGUUAAAUCACAUUUGCAAUAUUAUUCACAGUGAGGACUCCAGGCAAUGACUAUUGACAAAAGUAUAAGAAUAGUUAAUUAAUCAAAGUACUUAUUCCUGUUAUGUACAAAAACAAGGUUAGUAAUAAUAUCUUAAAGAUAAUAUCACACAGGUAGUUAGUUUUAGUAAAACUUUUGUAAACAUUGUUUAUGUCCUGCUUUCUAGGCCCAGAGAAAUGUCAUCAAAGAAGCAAGUACCUCGCUUAAGACAAGUGAUCCCAGUUAAAAAACGAGUGAGUUGAAAUUCUUUUGUACCGUUCUUUUAAAUUAAUUGUAAAGGUAAUGGUGUUAAAGAAAUCAACAACUUUCACACUGUUGAAAAGACAGACACUAUUUAACCAGAGCUGGUUGCACAUGGAAUAACUCUAAAAAGAUUUACUGUUUGAUACAUGAGCUUUUAUUUGUAGAUGAACAGGGAUCCUAGAUUUGAUGAGCUGUCAGGGCAUUUUAACCAGGAAAAGUUUGAUAAGGCAUAUUCAUUUCUAACUGACAUAAAAGCAAAUGAAAAGAAGGUGAGUCUAUUGGAACCUGUUUCUCAUUAACAGGGCAUUGCUAAACUAAAUUGAUUAUCCUGAAUGUGAUUGUCAAGUUGAGUGCAGUCCUUGGUUAAUAUACAUUGUAAGGUGAAUUGGCUCUCAUCGCAACAUCAACCAUUAAGAAAAAUUAACUUCUACCCCAAAUAAUUAGCAAUGUUUUUGUUAAUAGAUUUUUGUGUGAAGUGUAAAUAAGGAAUGAAUCUUCAUGAAACACACUGUGCAUACCAAGUUACAGCUUACUGUUGUUAUGUAUUUUAAAACAUUUCACUGUGGGCAAAAGAAUGCUACUCCUCUCAAUCACCCGAUGUUGAUGACGUUUCAUAAAGUGUCAUUAUUUUCUUAGUGAUUGUGUGGCGUGGACUCCAAUGCAUUGAUUGAUCUCCUCUCAGAAAUCCAUGUAUUUUUUACAUGAUGAAUGAUCUAUUUCAAUAUUUCUACCAGCAACUGCAAAAGGAGUUACAGAAAACCAAACAACCAGAGAGAAAACAGCAGCUAGAAUCUCUGCUAAAGAGGAUGGUAAGUUCUGAGUGUUCCAAGUAAUUAUACAUGUAUUAAUGUUCUGUGUAAAGGAAGGCUCAGUAAUUCCAGUCCACAGAUUUAGGAAGUCAGAUGUCAUGUCCUGUAUUUGGUGUUAAUAUUUAAGCUGAAGGGUGGUAGAUCACUACAGUAAAACACGUGACUAAGAAACUACAUUUUCCAGAGUUAGCCUAAACCAUGCCGGUUCAGUUACAUACAUGUAAAAAUUAAUGGUAAUAAGCACAAUCUUAGGCUAUGUAGGUUCUUUAAAAAUAGGUUCUUAUUUUCUAAAAAAAAAGUACAUUAAAGUCAAGAGUAUUUUGUGCAUAUUCAACUACUUCCUGGUACAAAAUCUGCAUACAUUAGAUCAGGGUUGUCAAAAUGAGCCGGCAACCGGCGCUAUCACCAGAAGCAAAAAAAAAUGGACGAUUAAAAAACUUGUAAAAUAGGAAAAGAAAAAGAACUUCUUUUAAUCAUGAUCUGCACAUUCUUUUUUGUGAGGCACCUCCUCUACCAGGCAAACACAUAUCCCUAGUGAUAAGUGUUCCCCCACCCUGGAAACACAUAUCCCUAGUGAUAUGUCUUCCCCCAGCUGGGAAAAAAAUAUCCCUAGUGAUAUGGGUUCUUCCUGCUGAGAAACAAAUAUCCCUAGUGAUAUCUGUUCCCCCACCUGGAAAACACGUAUCCCUAUUGAUAUGUGUUCCCCCACCUGGGAAACACAUAUCCCUAGUGAUAUGUGUUCCCCCACGUGGGAAACAAAUAUCCCUAGUGAAAUGUGUUCCCCCACCUAAGAAACACAUAUCCCUAGUGAUAUGUGUUCCCCCACCUGGGAAACACAUAUCCCUAGUGAUAUGUGUUCCCCCACCUGGGAAACACAUAUCCCUAGUGAUAUGUGUUCCCCACCUGGGAAACACAUAUCCCUAGUGAUAUCUGUUCCCCCACCUGGGAAACACAUAUCCCUAGUGAUAUGUGUUCCCCACCUGGGAAAAACAUAUCCCUAGUGAUAUAGGAAACACAUAUCCCUAGUGAUAUGUGUUCCCCCACCUGGGAAACACAUAUCCCUAGUGAUAUGUGUUCCCCCACCUGGGAAACACAUAUCCCUAGUGAUAUGUGUUCCCCCACCUUGAAAACACAUAUCCCUAGUGAUAUGUGUUCCCCCACCUGGGAAACACAUAUCCCUAGUGAUAUGUGUUCCCCACCUGGGAAACACAUAUCCCUAGUGAUAUGUGUUCCCCCACCUGGGAAACACAUAUCCCUAGUGAUAUGUGUUCCCCACCUGGAAAACACAUAUCUCUAGUGAUAUGUGUUCCCCACCUGGGAAACACAUAUCCCUAGUGAUAUGUGUUUCCCCACCUGGGAAACACAUAUCCUUAGUGAUAUGUGUUCCCCACCUGGGAAACACAUAUCCCUAGUGAUAUGUGAAACACAUACAUAUCCUAGUGAUAUGUGUUCCCCCACCUGGGAAAACACAUAUCCCUAGUGAUAUGUGUUCCCCCACUGGGGAAACACAUAUCCCUAGUGAUAUGUGUUCCCCACCUGGAAACACAUAUCCCUAGUGAUAUGUGUUCCCCCACCUGGGAAACACAUAUCCCUAGUGAUAUGUGUUCCCCCCUGGGAAAACAUAUCCCUAGUGAUAUGUGUUCCCCACCUGGGAAACACAUAUCCCUAGUGAUAUGUGUUCCCCACCUGGGAAAACACAUAUCCCCUAGUGAUAUGUGUGAUAUGUGUUCCCCACCUGGAAAAACACAUAUCCCUAGUGAUAUGUGUUUCCCCCACCUGGGAAACACAUAUCCCUAGUGAUAUGUUUCCCCACCUGGGAAACACAUAUCCCUAGUGAUAUGUGUUCCCCCCACCUGGGAAAAACACAUAUCCCUAGUGAUAUGUGUUUCCCCACCUGGGAAAACACAUAUCCCUAGUGAUAUGUGUUCCCCCACCUGGGAAACACAUAUCCCUAGUGAUAUGUGUUCCCCACCUGGGGAAACACAUAUCCCUAGUGAUAUGUGUUCCCCCAUAUCCCUAGUGGACCUGGGAAACAGAUAUCCCUAGUGAUAUGUGUUCCCCUACCUGGGAAACACAUAUCCCUAGUGAUAUGUGUUCCCCCACCUGGGAAACACAUAUCCCUAGUGAUAUGUGUUCCCCCACCUGGGAAACACAUAUCCCUAGUGAUAUGUGUUCCCCUACCUGGGAAACACAUAUCCCUAGUGAUAUGUGUUCCCCUACCUGGAAAACACAUAUUCCUAGUGAUAUGUGUUCCCCCACCUUGGAAACACAUAUCCCUAGUGAUAUGUGUUCCCCCACCUGGAAAAAAACAUAUCCCUAGUGAUCUGUGUUUCCCCACCUGGGAAACACAGAUCCCUAGUGAUAUGUGAUGCUUCAUCUGGGAAACACAUAUCCCUAGUGAUAUGUGUUCCCCCCUGGGAAACACAUAUCCUUAGUGAUAUGUGUUCCCCACCUGAAAAAAAACAUAUCCAUAUCCCUAGUGAUAUGUGAUAUGUGUUCCCCCACCUGGGAAACACAUAUCCCUAGUGAUAUGUGUUCCCCCACCUGGAAAACACAUAUCCCUAGUGAUAUGUGUUCCCCCACCUGGGAAACACAUAUCCCUAGUGAUAUGUGUUCCCCACCUGGGAAACACAUAUCCCUAGUGAUAUGUGUUCCCCCACCUGGGAAACACAUAUCCCUAGUGAUAUGUGUUCCCCCACCUGGGAAACACAUAUCCCUAGUGAUAUGUGUUCCCCUACCUGGGAAACACAUAUCUCUAGUGAUAUGUGAAACACAUAUCCCUAGUGAAAUGUGUUCCCGUACCAGGGAAACACAUAUCCCUAGUGAUAUGUGUUCCCCUACCUGGGAAACACAUAUCCCUAGUGAUAUGUGUUCCCCCACCUGGGAAACACAUAUCCCUAGUGAUAUGUGUUCCCCCACCUGGGAAACACAUAUCCCUAGUGAUAUGUGUUCCCCCACCUGGGAAACACAUAUCCCUAGUGAUAUGUGUUCCCCACCUGGGAAACACAUAUCCCUAGUGAUAUGUGUUCCCCACCUGGGAAACACAUAUCCCUAGUGAUAUGUGUUCCCCCACCUGGGAAACACAUAUCCCUAGUGUUAUGUGUUCCCCCACCUUGGAAACACAUAUCCCUAGUGUUAUGUGUUCCCCCACCUGAAAAACACAUAUCUCUAGUGAUAUGUGUUCCCCCACCUGGGAAACACAUAUCCCUGGUGAUAUGUGUUCCCCCACCUUGGAAACACAUAUCCCUAGUGAUAUGUGUUCCCCCACCUGGGAAACACAUAUCCCUAGUGAUAUGUGUUCCCCCACCUUGGAAACACAUAUCCCUAGUGAUAUGUGUUCCCCCACCUGAAAAACACAUAUCCCUAGUGAUAUCUGUUCCCCCACCUUGGAAACACAUAUCCCUAGUGAUAUGUGUUCCCCCAGCUGGGAAACACAUAUCCCUAGUGAUAUGUGUUCCCCUACCUGGGAAACACAUACCCCUAGUGAUAUGUGUUCUUCCUGCUGGGAAACACAUAUCCCUAGUGAUAUGUGUUCCCCCACCUGGAAAACACAUAUCCCUAGUGAUAUGUGUUCCCCCACCUGGGAAACACAUAUCCCUAGUGAUAUGUGUUCCCCCACCUGGGAAACACAUAUCCCUAGUGAUAUGUGUUCCCCCACCUGGGAAACACAUAUCCCUAGUGAUAUGUGUUCCCCACCUGGGAAACACAUAUCCCAAGUGAUAUGUGUUACCCCAGCUGGGAAACACAUAUCCCUAGUGAUAUGUGUUCCCCCACCUGGGAAACACAUAUCCCUAGUGAUAUGUGUUCCCCCACCUGGGAAACACAUAUCCCUAGUGAUAUGUGUUCCCCCACCUGGGAAACACAUAUCCCUAGUGAUAUGUGUUCCCCCACCUGGAAAACACAUAUCCCUAGUGAUAUGUGUUCCCCCACCUGGGAAACACAUAUCCCUAGUGAUAUGUGUUCCCCCACAUGGGAAACAAAUAUCCCUUAUGAAAUGUGUUCCCCCACCUAAGAAACCCUUAUCUCUAGUGUUAUGUGUUCCCCCACCUAUAAAACACAUAUCUCUAGUGAUAUGUGUUCCCCCACCUGGGAAACACAUAUCCCUAGUGAUAAGUGUUCCCCCACCUGGGAAACACAUAUCCCUAGUGAAAUGUGUUCCCCCACCUAAAAAACACAUAUCCCUAGUGAGAAGUGUUCCCCCACCCUGGAAACACAUAUCCCUAGUGAUAUGUGUUCCCCCACCUGGGAAACACAUAUCCCUAGUGACAUGUGUUCCCCCACCUGGGAAACACAUAUCCCUAGUGAUAUGUGUUCCCCCACCUAAGAAACACAAAUCCCUAGUGAUCUGUCUUCCCCCACCUUUGAAACACAUACCCCUAGUGAUAUGUGUUUCCGCACCUGGGAAACAGAUAUCGCUAGUGAAAAGUGUUCCCCCACUUGGGUAACACAUAUCCCUAGUGAUAUGUGUUCCCCCACCUGGGAAACACAUAUCCCUAGUGAUAUGUGUUCCCCCACCUGGGAAACACAUAUCCCUAGUGAUAUGUGUUCCCCCACCUGGAAAACAUAUAUCUCUAGUGAUAUGUGGAAACACUUGAAAAAACAUAUCCCUAGUGAUAUGUGUUCCCCACCUGGGAAACACAUAUCCCUAGUGAUAUGUGUUCCCCACCUGGGAAAAACACAUAUCCCUAGUGAUAUGUGUUCCCCACCUGGGAAAACACAUAUCCCUGGGAAAGUGAUCCCUAGUGUUCCCCCACCUGGGAAACACAUACCCCUAGUGAUAUGUGUUCCCCCACCUGGAAAACACAUAUCUCUAGUAAUAUGUGUUUCCCCACAUGGAAAACACAUAUCUCUAGUGAUAUGUGUUCCCCCAGCUGGGAAACACAUAUCCCUGGUGGUAUGUGUUCUCCCACCUUGGAAACACAUAUCCCUAGUGAUAUGUGUUCCCCCACCUGGGAAACACAUAUCCCUAGUGAUAUGCAUUCCCCCACCUGGGAAACACAUAUCCCGAGUGAUUUGUUUUCCCCCACCUGGGAAACACAGAUCCCUAAUGAAGUGUGUUCCCCCACCUUGGAAACACAUAUCCCUAGUGAUAUGUGUUCCCCCACCUGGGAAACACAUAUCCCUAGUGAUAUGUGUUCCCCCACCUGGAAAACACAUAUUCCUAGUAAUAUGUGUUCCCCCACCUGGGAAACACAUAUCCCUAGUGAUAUGUGUUACCCCACUUAAGAAACACAUAUCCCUAGUUAUAAUUAUGUGUUCCCCCACCUGGGAAAGACAUAUUCCUAGUGAUAUAUGUUCCCCUACCUGUUAAACACAUAUCAUCAGUGAUGUGUGUCCCCCCACCUUGGAAACACAUAUCUCUAGUGAAAUGUGUUCCCCACCUGGGAAACACAUAUCCUUAGUGAUAACACAUGUUUCUUGUUAUUUGUGUUCCCGUACCUGCACUACACACAUCCGUAGUGAUAUGUUUUUCCCCACCCGGGAAACACAUAUCCUUAGUGACUUGACUUGUCCUACCUAUAGAAAUUAAAAAGAGUGGGUGACACUAUGCAACCUCUUCUUUGCAAGUAAAGGAUUGGCUCAAUUUGUCAUCAAUUUUAACUGCAGAUUAUCAUUAGAGUUCAUGGAUAUUAAAAUGUCCAAGAAACGUCCUUGGAUACCUUGUUUUCUCAGUUUGUUGACUAGUUUCUGUCGUGGUAUACAGUCGAAGGCUUUUCUAAAGUCGACGAAGCAUGAAUAGAGUAAAUUUCGGUGCUUCUGUGGUUUAGAUUUCACUUACUUGUAAAUAAGCGUUUUUAAUAUGAAGAUGCUAUCAACUGUGCCAUGCAUUUUUCUGAAGCCACCUUGUUCAGUUUUUAAAAUUCCUUUUUGAACCAUAUAGUCGUACAGUCGAUUGUUGAGGAUUGAUGCAAAGAGCUUGCUUAGCACAGAGAGCAAAGUGUUACCUCAGUAAUUUUUGACUUUGGAUCCAUCAUCCCUCUUGUGAAUAGGUAGAAUGAGGCCAAAACUCCAAAGAGGCGCGUAUUUUCCAGUAUCAAAGAUUUGAUUAAAUAAAUUUACUAAAUGCCCUUUACUUCAUUUAAUGUAUUAUCUAUACCUGAAGAAUUGUUUUCCUUUAGUUUGUUAAUUGCAGCUUUAAACUCUUCAUCAGUUAUUGGAUAAUCAAUUGGGCAUUCCACUCUUUCGUUACUGUGGGUUUCCAUAUUCGUCUCCGGAUCUUGUAUAUUAUUGAGAGGGAUCGCAUUCUGUUGCUUAAAGUAUUUAUAAAACUGUUCCGUACUCACUGCUUCAGCUCCAUGUGUUUUUCUUUUUCCGAAGUUAAAGAUUUUUCCUAUUUGCCACCUGGUCUCUUUGGUGUUCUCAAUAUUGAUAUUAGACAUGCCUUUGCUGAUAGAUUCCCAUUUCUUCCGUCUAAAAGUUUGUUUGAACCUCUUCUUUUUGCCUUGCAGUAGUUGUCUCAGUUCUGAAUGAUUAUUGUUACGAGAAGUUUUUUCCCCAUGGAUUGCAAGUUUUCUUUUUCUGUUUCGCAUUUCUGAUCGAACCAUUUGUUUUGUGAUUUGCAUUUAAUUUGCUGCCUCUCACUUUCCAUCCGGCUUCUUUGCAUGCUUCCACCAAAGUUUCACUUAGUAAUUCAGACGCAGUAUCGAUGCUGGAUUUAACUGUUUAUAUCAAUGGCGAUAUGUCUUCCCCUACUGGCCCCGCCGGAAAACACAUGCCGGCUACUUUAUGUUAUUCUCCUGCUACCUAAAAUCUUUUUGACAACCCUGCAUUACAUGGCAGUUGGAGAGAUAAGACACCUAUGUCUCCAAAGGGGAUUAUGAAUGUUGACUUAUCUUAUUUACCUAACUGUACAGAAUUUUGUUUUAUCUAUUUUAGAAAAUAAGAACCUGUUUCAAAUUUUAGCCUUCACCGCAGGUUCUUGUAUGGAGGGGGCCUAACUGGCAAAUUUUAGCCUAACGGGGUUUUAAAAACCAGGUUCUUAGUCAUGGGUUUUUACUGUAUCAGAGAGAAACUGGUCAAUAGUGAUGAAAAAAAACUUUGUUUUUCUGGAAGAAACGUCACCAUUUUUGCAAUAGAUGCUUUUUCCCCAGCUAUAUUAUUUUGUUUUCACUUGUUGUUGUUUGGUCUCUGAACAUUGUAACUAUAUUUUCAGGAACAACAAGAGGCAGCCAAAAAGACUGCAGAGGCCAAAAGACAAACUGAGAAACAGAGGAAAAAGUCCGAGCUAGAAUUAGUGAAACAGGGGAAAAGACCGUUUUACUUGAAGAAGUGUGAGUUCAAUUUUGUGCCAAGUUUACCAGUCCAGUACCAGUGGUUCUUAUAGCACUGUGGAGGCAAUGUGUCGUCAAAACACUCAUUGUUUUUUUCAUAACCAGUGAACCAAUUGUGUCAUUAAGCAUCUAUAAAAUCUUUAAAACUUAAGCACUCAUUUCCAGUGUUUACAGUAAAUCCCCUUUCAUUAAUACUUAUAAUGAGAUUCAAAGGAGAUUGAUGUUAGAAAAGGUUUCAAAUAAUGUUUUUUUGGUAACAUUUUUUUAAAUGGUAGCAUACAACCUAACUAAUAGACUUCUUCAGGGAGUUUUACAAUCAAAUACUUUUUUUUCAACUAAAAAUAAUGAUGGUCGCAAACAUUGAAGGUUUGGCCGGAUUUACGAAAAGGGACAGGCGCAGCUGUGAAAUUUUGUAAAACUCCCGGAAGAAGUCUACGUUAGUUAGACGAAACGCGUAGGAGAAUAAACAAGUUUUACAGCAACAGUUCGCAGAGUGCUGCUCACUAGUUUAGUUUUAAAAAUUAAAAAAAAAAAAAUCAUGAAGGGUAUUCUUUUUCUUUUUCAACUUCGUUCUUGGUGGUCUUUGGUGAUUUUCUUGGUGAUUCUUUUUCAACUUCAUUCUUGCUGAUCAAGAAAACUGCAAGUACACUGUACAAUUAUAGUUGACAACUUUGCAGUCAUUAACUGUUCUUUUGUCUUUUCCAACAGCUGACAAAAGGAAGUUGGAACUUGCAGAGAAGUUUAAGAAGUUGAAGUCUUCAGGAAAGUUGGAUCAGUACCUUAAAAAGAAAGGAAAGAACGUUGCAAGCAAAGAGAGGAAGAAAAUGCCCCAAAGGAGGGUCGUGGAAACCUAAAAACACUUUGAGCGGUAUUUUAAGCUUUCAAACAAAAGUGUAAUUGAAUGAAACAUCAAUGGGUACGCUGCAUGCAAAAGCAUCAGCUGACGGUGUCCGAUGUUGGGUCUGAGGCAUCAAGUUUAUUCAACAUUGUCAGUCAGGACUCAAACCACUUUUUGAGCAGUGAACAGUUCCAUCUAGAUCUUCAAGUUGUUACAAUGUUUGCCAUGGUUGUCACACAGAAGAACCUAAAAUAAUAUGGGAAGAUGCCAUGAGUGAUCUAAACUCAUUACAACACAAUGGGUUAAAUGCCUACCGUUCAAAGUGGUGUACAUAUACUUGUACAAAUUGUAAGCCUUCAUAACCCUGUGUAACCCCUGUAUAACCCCUGUAUUUGUGAUUCUCAAAAUAAUGCAAUCUGAUUUUAUUGGUUUGGUUGGAAAAGAGCGUGAGUACUGUCUAGUUGGUUUUCCAUACUUGUCUCUUCCUGACUUCGAAAUUGUUGCCAUUUUGCCACUUUAGAAACAAAGGGGGACCUGGAGCCAAAAUGCGUCCUGCAAUUGUUUGUGGUAUCGUUACUGGGGACGCACCAGUUC
Molecule: messenger RNA, 12150 nt
Organism: Porites lobata
Lineage: Eukaryota; Metazoa; Cnidaria; Anthozoa; Scleractinia; Poritidae
Source: the annotation of a GenBank genome assembly